AUGAGGGCUAAAGUACAGUUGAGUAUUGCCCUACUGCUGACCUCCCAGAUGACCAUCAUAGUAGAAACCAUUAAAUGCACUGGAAUCUCUGCAGUGUCUGUUCCGCAUGAAUGGCACCAGGAAGGCAAAUACAUCAUUGGUGGGAUAGCAUCACUCCUUCAUUAUGGAUUCCCCAACUAUGCGUACAAUGUGCACCCUUCUGAGGAAUCAUUUACCUUCCCAUUAAAUGUGGUGACAAAAUUCUACCAACAUGUUUUGUCUUUGGAGUUCGCCAUAAAAGAGAUCAAUCAGGACCCCCAAAUCUUGCCUAACAUCACCCUUGGAUUCCAAAUCUAUGAUAGCUACUCUGAUUCAAAGAUGACCUAUCGUACCAGCCUGGAUCUGCUCUUCAAAGUACAUGAGUUUGUUCCCAACUACCUAUGUGGGGCAACCCAAAAUCUCAUAGGAAUUAUUGGAGGAUUAAGUUCUGAUACUUCCUCACGUAUGGCAGAAAUUUUUCAGCUCUUCAAGAUUCCACAGAUUUCAUAUGGCUUGUUUGAAUUAGAAAUUCCUGCUGAAUCACAUUCUCCAUCUUUUUAUCGUAUGGUCCCUAAUGAAGCUCUUCAAUAUGAGGGUUUAAUCCAGCUCCUUCUGCAUUUCAAGUGGAAAUGGGUAGGGCUCAUCAUAGUGAAUAACCUAGAUGGAGAACAUUUUUUGCAGAUUUUGGAACCCCUGCUUUUGAAAAAUAAGAUCUGCUCUGAAUUCACAGCAAGAUUUGACAAAAAUCAGCAUUUCGGUAGCAUUUCUGGUGUAAUCGAUGAGGCAGUGAGUCAUCUCAGCAUUUUUAAAGAGAAAAAAGCCCAGGCAAUUAUUGUAUAUGGUGAAAACAUAACUGUGAUGUGGUUGGCUUCAGCAUUGCUACUAGGAGUUUAUCUUCUAACUGAUCCAACUUACACUGGGACUUUGUCUACCUCAAAGGUGUGGAUUACAACUGCUCAAAAUGACUUCACUUUACAUCUCAUGCAAAAGUCAUUUCCGAUGCUAAUCUUUCAUGGAGCUCUUGCCUUCAUGUUUCAUAUAAAACAGCCACCAGAAUUUCAGAAUUUUCUUCAGAAAAUCAGCCUUCCUAAUAGGAAAAGAGAUGGCUUUAUUUCCAGUUUUUGGGAACAAGCUUUUGAUUGUACAAAUGGCACCUGUCAUGGAGAAGAACACCUGGAGAGUCUUCUUGCACCUUUCUUUGAAAUGAGCAUGACUGGCCACAGUUACAGCAUCUACAAUGCAGUUUCUGCUCUGGCACAUAGCUUGCACAAAGCUUUCACAUCGCGAUCCACCCAUCAAGUAAGGGAGAGUUGUGCCAGAAAAGUAAAAAAAGUGGAAUCUUGGCAGCUCCACUCAUUUCUGCAGAGAAUUACCUUCAACAACACCGCUGGAGAUGAAAUUAGUUUGAAUGAGCAGGGGAAAUUAGAGGCUGGAUUUGACAUUGUGAACUUGAUCACUUUCCCAAAUAAUUCUUAUGUCAGAAUUCACAUUGGAGAAAUGCGCCCACACAAUUCUCUAGGGAAAGCCUUUUUGAUUAAUGAGGAGAGAAUCCAGUGGCAAUCAGAAUUUACUCAGUUGCCACCUCUUUCCUUAUGCAAUGACCCUUGUCCACCUGGAUUCAGAAAGACAAAGAAGGAAGGGGAGAAAUUUUGCUGCUAUGAUUGUGCUCCAUGUCCAGAAAGGAUGAUAUCAAACCAAAUGGACAUGGAGAAUUGUAUUGUUUGCCCAAAAGAACAAUUUCCAAACCAUGUUCAUGAUAAGUGCAUUCCAAAGACACUGAAUUUCCUCUCCUUUGAAGAGCCACUGGGCAUUACUCUGGUAUCUCUGGCUCUUCUCUUUUCCCUGGUUAUAGGUUUGGUGUUUACAAUCUUCAUUAAGCAACAGGACACUCCUAUUGUCAAAGCCAACAACUGCAACCUCACCUAUCUCCUCCUUAUCUCGCUUUUUCUCUGUUUCCUCUGCUCUCUUUUGUUCAUUGGAUAUCCCAGUAAGGCGACCUGCCUCCUCCGACAAAUAGCAUUUGGUAUCAUCUUCACUGUUGCAAUUUCUUCUAUUUUGGCCAAAACCAUCACAGUCAUUAUAGCAUUCCUAGCAUCAAAGCCAGGAAGCCUAUUCCACAAAUGGGUGGGGAAAAAGUUGGCCUAUUCUAUUAUCUGCUUCUGCUCCUUCAUUCAAGCAGGUAUUUGUAUUGGUUGGCUGGGAACUUCUCCUCCGUUUCCAGAUUUGGACAUGGAAACACUCCAUGAAGAAAUCAUAGUAGAAUGUCAUGAAGGCUCCAUCACCAUGUUUUACUGUGUCUUGAGCUACUUGAGCUUUUUGGCCCUUCUCAGCUUCGCUGCAGCCUUCCUAGCCAGGAAGUUGCCAGACAGUUUUAAUGAAGCCAAGUUCAUCACUUUCAGCAUGUUAGUUUUCUGCAGUGUUUGGCUGACCUUUGUCCCCACCUACCUGAGCACCAAAGGGAAGUACAUGGUGGCUGUGGAGAUCUUUUCUAUUCUGUCUUCCAGUGCUGGUUUACUGGGAUGCAUCUUCAUCCCCAAAAUCUAUAUAAUUGUGCUGAGGCCUGAGCUUAACUCACUGCAGAUUUUUAAGAAAAAACUAGACAAUCACCUGUAC
Protobothrops mucrosquamatus (brown spotted pit viper) is the source of this 2631-nucleotide messenger RNA. RefSeq names its product vomeronasal type-2 receptor 26-like. The annotation marks the transcript as partial. The transcript is spliced from 8 exons. Gene Ontology annotation, cellular component: membrane. The record is from RefSeq and is a predicted model, not a curated record. Gene Ontology annotation, biological process: G protein-coupled receptor signaling pathway. Lineage: Eukaryota; Metazoa; Chordata; Lepidosauria; Squamata; Viperidae. Gene Ontology annotation, molecular function: G protein-coupled receptor activity.